Messenger RNA from Sorex fumeus (smoky shrew), 3645 nucleotides. RefSeq names its product magnesium transporter MRS2 (gene MRS2). Gene Ontology annotation, molecular function: magnesium ion transmembrane transporter activity. The coding region runs from base 73 to 1377 and encodes 434 amino acids. The transcript is spliced from 11 exons. Gene Ontology annotation, cellular component: mitochondrial inner membrane. Gene Ontology annotation, biological process: mitochondrial magnesium ion transmembrane transport. The record is from RefSeq and is a predicted model, not a curated record. NCBI's taxonomy places the organism in Eukaryota, Metazoa, Chordata, Mammalia, Eulipotyphla, Soricidae.
GCGUAGCGCCGGUCGCCCUGUCACCGUCCGGCAUGAGGCGCCGGGCCCGCGCUGCUGCCUCACCCGAGCGCCAUGGAGUGCCUGCGGCGCCUCAGCCGCCCUCUGCCCCGCGCCGCGGCGCUCUCCCGCCGCACUCUCUUUGCCCUGUCCCUGACCUCCGGGGCUCGCCUUCCGGUCGCCGGCGGCCGCGCGGCCGAGCUCCUCAGGCGCGGGCCCCUCAGCCUGCGCGCGGCAGGUGAAGUGUACCGGUUUAGAACUGCUGAUGUCUCUCAAGCCACUUUAGCCAGUGUGUCCCCAGUGUUUACCGUGACAAAAUUUGACGAAGCGGGAAACGUUACUUCUUUUGAAAGGAAGAAAACUGAUUUAUAUCAAGAGUUAGGGCUUCAAGCCAGAGAUUUGAGAUUUCAGCAUUUAAUGAGCAUUACGACAAGGAACAAUAGAAUUAUCAUGAGAAUGGAGUAUUUGAAAGCUGUGAUAACUCCAGAGUGUCUUCUGGUGUUAGAUUAUCGGAAUUUAAAUUUAGAGCAGUGGCUAUUCCGAGAACUACCCUCACAGCUGGCUGGAGAGGGCCAGCUCGUCACAUACCCUUUGCCCUUUGAGUUUAGAGCUAUAGAAGCGCUCCUGCAGUACCGGAUCAACACCCUUCAGGGGAAACUUAACACUCUGCAGCCACUGAUCCUUGAGACAUUGGAAGCUUUAGUGGAUCCCAAACAUUCUUCUGUAGACAGAAGCAAACUGCACAUCUUACUACAAAAUGGGAAAAGCUUAUCAGAAUUAGAAACAGAUAUUAAGAUUUUUAAAGAAUCCAUCUUGGAGAUCUUAGAUGAAGAAGAGUUGCUGGAAGAACUCUGUCUGACGAAGUGGAGCGAUCCGCAAGUCUUUGAAAAGAGUAGCGCUGGAAUUGACCAUGCUGAGGAGAUGGAAUUGCUUUUGGAAAACUACUACCGAUUAGCUGAGGAUCUUUCCAAUGCAACUCGGGAACUUAGGGCACUCAUUGAUGAUUCACAAAGCAUUAUAUUCAUCAACCUGGACAGCCACCGGAAUGUGAUGAUGAGGUUGAACCUGCAGUUGACCAUGGGCACCUUCUCACUUUCACUCUUCGGACUCAUGGGAGUUGCUUUUGGAAUGAAUUUGCAAUCAUCCCUUGAAGAGGACCACCGAGUGUUUUGGCUGAUUACAGGGAUCAUGUUCAUGGGUAGUGGCCUCAUCUGGAGGCGUUUGCUGUCCUUUCUUGGGCGCCAGCUGGAAGCUCCUCUGCCCCCCAUGAUGGCCUCUUUACCUAAAAGACCCCGGCAGGCAGAUCGAAGGACGGAACUGAAACACAGUUUAAGGCCAGAUGGACUUGGAUCAAACAGGAAUGUCCUAACAAACCGUUAGGAACAGCCUAGCGAAACUCUUUUAUGUUUUUUUGUGGUAUUUGCAGGGAAGUUCAGUGCUCUCUUACGGUUUUCUCAUAUAGAUGGAGACUUGAGAAAAGUCGGGUUAUUUAAAUUAUGAUGUCUGCUAAAAAAUAUUUUGAGUCACAGAACUUCAUCGCAAAGUUCUUGCUCUCUAAAAGGCCAAGAUUCUAUAUCCUACGGAUGUACAAACAUAAGAAUUUUUAUAAAUGUGAUGUGAGCCAUGGAGAGAUUGAUGCAAGAAUAGUUUUAUAUAUUUUAUAUAAUUUGUGCAUAUAAAGAAAAGUGCAAUUUCCUGUCUAAAAUCCUGGAAACUUGAUGAGCCCACAGUUUUGAGAUGAUGUUCUUCAGCUCUUUUUCUUGCAAAUAACUCAGGUUACUGAAAAGCUAGCAAAACAUGAAACUUAAACCCCGGAGGUUUGUGUUUGAAAUUAAUUCUUAGCAAAGUUGUAUUGUAUUGUAUGUCCCCACCCUCCUUUUAUGGUGAAAAAAAAAUGACCACUCCACUCCCAACUUGAUAAGGCUUCUGGUUAAUCAAGAUGGCAUUUUUUUCAUCCCUGAUUCUUUGCUCCGCUGUAGUGAAGGCCAUUGGAAGCAAAGCAGAAAGGAAGUCUUUCCAUUUUGUCUCUGUUUAUAGCAUCUCAGUCAUUCCUGGUUUUGUGUCGCCCCAACCGCCCACACACAAGGAAAAGCUGUUCAGCACCUCGCUGCUCUGUGUACUCACACCUCAGAGGAAACAGAUGGAUUCCAGAUUGGGGGUACAAGACAAGCUUUCGGCCGUGGGUGCCUUUUUGUUUUCAUUGUCAGAUUUGGGCCUAAGACAGAUGCUAUUUCUGAGACACAUCAUGACUGUUCUCCAUGACAUACCCACUCCUACCUUUUUAAUAUGUGUAUUUUGGAGCUGAAUGCAGCCGGGCAGUAGAAUGUAGAGUCCUUUCUGCCUAGUGCCAGAAGAGCAGGGGAAGGUAUGGCCCUCCCAGCACUCUGGGGCCCUCACUGAGCCUGCAAGGUUGAUGGGACUCUCACUUCAUCCAUUUUUUUUUUAAUUAUUGUGAUGGUUUUCUAAAUACUCUGAUAAUACUGAGAUUUCACAGGGCACUCUGCCAUGCUCCAAGCGACUUUGCUGUUUUUGAUCUUACAUUAUGAUUAUAAACUAGGUGUUAUCUGUGAUCUUGCUAGGCCUUGGGAGCCUAGCAAGAUAAUCUUUGCCAAGCUAAUCAGGCCUAGCAUAGAACAGGCUCAUUUUUCCUUGUACUGUUUCUACUUAGUUUAUGAGCUUGGGUGAAAUAAAUUUUUGUUUAAAUGUCAUGGCUCAUCACUAAAAGAAAUUCAGCUACCUCAUUAAGUCAGAUAAAGGGAAAUUACCAAUGAUUCAUAAAAUCUUUGCAGGUGGUUGGAUCCAGUGUGAUUUUUAAGUGGCAGUUCUGCUUUGAUGGUUUCAGGGAAGCUUCUUAAAGUUCUUUUAGUAACACAGCUUAUACCAAAAUAUUUUACAAAGUUCAUUAGUUUUAAAGUUUGAGUUAAGAUAUUAGGCUGAGCACAUAAACUCUCUGACUCACAGUCAACAGAAUAUUAAAUUCCCAGUUAUGCAAGCAAGCAAAUAAUCGUAUCACCUGUUUAACAUGCACAACUGCCAAAUAUAAUGUAGCUACUUUUCCCUGCAGUGCUCAGGGGUCAUUAUCUGUGAAGCAUGCAGGAUGUGGUUCCGCAAAGGCCCAGAAUGCUUUGGUUGCCAUUCAAGCCACUGGCAGUGGUGCCCAGGGUGCUGUGGAGCUGGGCUGCGUCUCCAUCCCCAGCACUGUCUUCCCAGAGCAAGGUCUGAUGCUCUUUUGUAACACUCCUUUGUCUGUAGGCCACUAAAUGAAUGUGGCAGAACAGAUCUUUUUUAGGAUGCUAUUAACACUCAUUUCAUUCUCGAUAAAUAAACUGUGAUAAUUAACCAUUGUACACUCUCAUAUUUAAAAGCUAUUUAUUCUUGGUGAGUUACUCCAGUAUUGUUCACAGCUUUACUUGGAAUUACAAUGUUCAACUCACACUUUACAAUUACUUAGUAAUAUCUACGGGGGGUGUACGGACAGUGGAAUUCAGAGACCUGAGUUUAUUUCAUAGUCUCUUCCAUCAUUGAGACAAAGGCAGAAAACAGUUCUGGUCUUCAAACCUUGAAGAAAGUUGUUACAUAGAGACAAGAAAAACUUCAAAUGUUUUAAUGUCUUCUGAGUUCUUGGAAUAAAGCUAAUUUUGAGUUACA